GGCGGGCCGCCCUCUACCGUUGCGUCCGGGGCGGGCCGCUGCGAGAGCGGCGCACUCAUGCACAGUUUCGGCAUCUUCCUGCAGGGGCUGCUCGGCGUCGUGGCCUUCAGCACGUUGAUGCGCCUGAUUCACUGGGGAAUCUGCCCUCCCACCACCCCGCAAAGCUGCACCACCCUCUGGCAUUGUUUCAGGCUUCAGUCAGACAGGGGAAGUAAGGCAGCCAAGAGAUAAGGAGACUUCUUGCAGACAAGAAGAGGACUCAGGCGAUGUCAAAGCCGAGAGUCAAACGCUUCAGAGAACCAAAGCAUGAAAGACGUCCGUGGAAGAUAUGGUUUUUAGACACUUCUAAACAAGCCAUAGGAAUGCUGUUCAUCCACUUUGCAAAUGUGUACCUAGCAGAUCUCACUGAAGAGGACCCUUGUUCCCUGUACCUCAUCAACUUCCUCCUGGACGCCACCGUGGGAAUGCUGCUCAUCUACGUGGGUGUGCGUGCCAUCAGCGUCCUGGUGGAGUGGCAGCAGUGGGAGUCCCUGCGUUUUGGUGAAUAUGGAGACCCUGUGCAGUGCGGCGCCUGGGCCGGGCAGUGUGCUCUUUACAUCGUGAUCAUGGUCUUUGAAAAGUCUGUCGUCUUCAUCGUCCUUCUCAUACUUCAGUGGAAGAAGGUGGCCCUACUGAAUCCUAUUGAAAACCCAGACCUGAAACUGGCCAUCGUCAUGCUGAUCGUCCCCUUCUUUGUCAACGCUCUGAUGUUUUGGGUGGUGGACAAUUUCCUCAUGAGAAAGGGGAGGACGAAAGCUAAACUGGAAGAAAGGAGAGCCAACCAAGACUCGAGGAAUGGGAGCAAGGUCCGCUACCGAAGGGCCGCAUCCCACGAGGAGUCGGAGUCUGAGAUCCUGAUCUCAGCUGAUGACGAGAUGGAGGAGUCCGACACGGAGGAGGACCUCCGCCGGCUGACCCCCCUGAAGCCUGCGAAGAAGAAGAAGCACCGCUUCGGGCUGCCCGUAUGACACGUUCCUGCGCUGCGGUCAGGCCUGGGGCCCGGCCUGCUGACAGCGGCAGACGGUGGUCCCUCUGCAGGGUCAUUCCUCCCUCCUCUCUGCCCCCUUCUUCUACCUCCUUGCUCUCGCUGUCUCCGCCCACUCCCAAACGACUGUGACUGGAGAGAGGGUGGGAGAGCCGGCGUCAGGGCCGCGGCGGUUGGAGGUGUCCACUCAGUUGCACUACAAACACUGACCAAAUAUGCAAGCAGGGCGUUUCGUGUGUGUGUCGUCGUCCUGACGGUGUUGUGAGGGACCCACAAGCCCUGUCCUGUGUCUGGCAGGGUGGCACUGAGGAGAAACACACACACACACACACAGAUUGUGCAAAGAGCCUUCCCCGGAGGCUUGGGGAGUGAAGACGAAACAUGUUUUGGGCUAAAAGUCACUCACUGACGAAGUUGGAACCACAAUGCUUUCUUACUUGAAGUGGCUUUUAUAACUAUUAUUUCUAAAGUCGGUUUUAUGAGCUGUCAGUGUUAAUGUUUUUUGAGUAUGUGUUUAUUUCCUAUGGGACUAAUGGGCAAAACAUAGAUUUUUAAGUCUUCCGUAUGCUGUUGACUUUUAUAUUUUUAAGUUAUAUUUUCAUACUAUUGUAUUUAAAAACUUUUUAAUUCCCAAAGAAAUGGGUUUGUUUGCCUUUCGUGGGAUGUGAACUGGUUGGGUGGGGGGGAGCCGAGAGCUCCUCAUUUGGCGCAUUGUUAGGUAGCCUACGAUAAGAUGAGGCAGUGAGCCCAGCAGGAAGGCAGAUGGGCCCUCACCUGAAGUCAGCGCCCUGUGCAGUGAAGGUCAGGCCUGGGUGGGGGGAAGGGUCAAACUCAGACCCAGCAUUGCGUGCACGCCAGGGCCCAGCCUCUCCUUGGCGUUUCUGCUGGCUGGGCAGAGGGCCUCGUUCAAGGGGACAAAGAAAAGCAUCUAAGAGGUCUUUCUGUCUAGAGAAGUUGCGACUGUGAGGCCACUUGUGUUUGUUCCCUGCCUGUCGUCAGAGCCCCCAUGUCUGCAGUUUGAAAUGUCGUCUCAGCCUUCCUGCCUCCCACUGUGCAGCCUUCAGAGCCGGCUUCCUGACCCAGCUCCAGGUCAGGCUGCCCCGGGCCUGUUAUCUCCUCCACCUUUAUUUUGCACAAGAGUCUGGAGAACACCUGCCUGACCAAAUCGUCCUGUUUGUCACGUACUCCAGGGCUGUGGUCUGGCUGCAUCCACAGCCAGGACGAGGUGCUUCUAAGCUGUGUCCCUUCCUUGGGAGAGGCCCCCAUUCAGCCUGGGCACAGACCCUGUGGCUGUGGGAGUCGGCCAACGGGCAGAGAGUGGGCUGACUGGGCACUGGACUGCUGCGGACACGGCACGGUGGAGCACCCAGUGCCGUCACAGCCGGAGGCACAGAAGUCCGCACUGCCGAGUGUGAGCUGCUAAGGAGAUGGGUGGGGAGGCCACACCACUCGGAACCUUAUUUUUAAACCUACAUAAAACGUGUUUCACUUAAGAAGACUGGGUCUGAAUUGUGGCAUUGAGCCAAGCUGCUCACCCAGGCAUGCUGGGCCUGGCCUCUGCCUGUCACGCAUCUGGGACAUGGGGGGUCAGCCUUAGGGAGGCCUUCUCUGUCCAUCCUCUCUAGGAGUCCACAAGCCAGAGGGGCUGAGACGAGCCGGACCCUGUAACUGUGGUGGGAGGUGACCGCCGGGUGAGCGUCUGUGGCUGGAGAGAAGAGGCGAGGCCGGGUGGUGCCUCGUGUGAGAUUGGAGUCCGUCUCCUUUCUCACCUCACCUCCACUCCCCCCACUCCCAUGCUCUGGCUGUGUCAGUGGGUGUCUCUGCUAGAGAAGUGGCAUUGGGAAGACCAGUCCCUUGUGGCCUGGCUGACUCUCCUUGUCACUCCGAUUUCAUUUUGAUUUGAACAACCUGUGCCCACAGCUGUUUUUUGAACCUUCCUGAGCUCAGAAUCGGAGCUUCAUUUCCGGUCUCGAGCCCCUGAUGUUUCCACAGUGCAGAUGGGGUAGGGGAGUAUUAGUCUGUGAAAUAGGGAACCUGGGUUACAUGGACCUCAGGUGAUCUGCUCACCUCAAGGCUUGUCCCAGUACCUGCUGGGAAGUGGGUUUAGUGGACAAAGAAGUUGUGAGUGAGUGGUGGUUUCCCCCUGUGUCCUGAUGUUCAGUAAGGGCUGUAGUCUCUGAACUGUGGCUGUGCAACUGGCUAACUAGGGGACGGUGUCUGCCCACCGAGGGCCUGUGCUCUGUGGGGCUGGACAGGGUGGCCUCCCGAGUUUGGCCUUGUCCUCCUCCUGAGUUCAUACACCCACGCACAUGCACACACACAGCACAGAGUUUGCAUUCCCUGGGAGUGUGUCCUGUGCCGCUGGGUCUUCUUUGUGGCACUCUGCCCAGAUGCGGCGGAUGCAGGGGGCCUGUCAGGACUUCUCCGGAGCUGCCUUUCUUCCCUGGGUGAACUUCCACACCACCUGCUCCAAGGUGCCUUACGAGGUGCAGCUCCUUGCUCAGCCACGUGGCAAGCAUCACUGUGCUUGAGAAACCAUAGGACACCGACGAUAUUGUUCACUGUCCAUCUCGUUUGUCAGAAUCUGAACCUUGGCUAAGCCACCCAUGGUAGAAACUUGUAAGUCAAGGUCAUGAAUAAAUUUCUUGUAACUAAUGGAAAUAACCUGAAGAGGCAGAACUGUCAUAACUGAGUAGAAGAGAUGAUUGCGGCUCUUCUUCCCUCUGCUGUCAGUGAGAUGUGGACAGUGGUGAGGAGGGAUGCUGGUGGGAUCCCGGGUAGCAGUGGCUUCUUGGUCCACUCAGCUGGAAGGCCCGUGAGGUAAAGCCCUCGGGCACACUGGCGGGCUCCUGCCUCAGGCUUUAACUUGUGCCCCUUCCUGGCAAUGGGAGUCCUGGGUUAGUGUUGACAUGUCGCGCCUCUGAAGGGAAGACACAGAAAGGCUCCGAUCCACAGUGUGUCUGCCCCUAUAGGACUUAGGCUGCUGUCCAGCGUCCCUGACUAAAGGUGCCCUGGGACUGCAGCCCACUCUGCCCACUCACAGCAGACCGCUGGCCAUUCUGCAGCCAGGCCAGUGUGCUGAUGCUGGGAGCUUCCCAUCCUCCAGAGCAGCCCCUUUGUAAGGUGUGUAGGGCUGGCUUUUUAGAAGUUUCCCUCACUUCCACCUGCGGGGAGAGCUCUCUGUUCUACCCUGGGAAACCUUGGCUCCCUGAAGGGCUUUGUCCUCGGUGAGGGACUUCUGGUCCAAGUGUCGUCGGUACCUUGACAUGCUGGGUGGGUGGGUUGAUUUAAUUUGAUUUCUCUUUUCAUGAAGUUUAUUAAAAGUCAGAUGUAUGUGAGCAAAAACCACGGUCUACUUCCACUGUCUGCCUGGGGGGUGUUGAAUUGGUGGUGGUAUGAUUCACAGAAACACAUUUUUGAAAUGAAAGGGAAGACAAUGUACUUACACUGUAAAAUGGUUUACAAUAAACUUUGACAUCUUAUUACAGCUUUUUAAAAAAAGCUA
Molecule: messenger RNA, 4529 nt
Organism: Phyllostomus hastatus (greater spear-nosed bat)
Lineage: Eukaryota; Metazoa; Chordata; Mammalia; Chiroptera; Phyllostomidae
Gene: STIMATE
Product: STIM activating enhancer
Exons: 9
Coding region: 267-1007 (246 amino acids)
Biological process (GO): activation of store-operated calcium channel activity
Cellular component (GO): membrane; cortical endoplasmic reticulum
Molecular function (GO): calcium channel regulator activity
Source: RefSeq, a predicted model, not a curated record